AUGAGUAACGACGAAGUGAAGGAAGCUUUGAAAAAGAUUAAGUACCGGGCUAUGAUGCGGAAGCAGUUCACGGGUGAGGGUGGCGAUGACGUCGAGCGAGUAUUUGAAACGAAGCCGCUGAUUGAGAAAAUCAAAUCCACAACCUGGAUUCUUUUCGUGCCCAGGAAGCUCCCACAAAGACCGCGAAAGAUGUUGCCAUUAAUAGUAGGAAUUGAUCCGGAAGAAGAAAAAGAAGAGAUCGCGUCGGAAAUCCUGACUCCUGAACAGAAAGGUAAGCAACGUAUCAAGCAGAUCAAGGCAUAUCCACGACUGUUCGGCACAAAAACCCACAACCCGAUCGACGGUAAAGUAUCACAAGUAAGUGAGAAAUUCGACCUCCUUUCAGUUUAUUGUGAUGAGCUCGAACUGCAGUACUAA
Molecule: messenger RNA, 417 nt
Organism: Cooperia oncophora
Lineage: Eukaryota; Metazoa; Nematoda; Chromadorea; Rhabditida; Trichostrongylidae
Source: the annotation of a GenBank genome assembly